Messenger RNA from Zophobas morio, 7308 nucleotides. Its product is annotated as pre-mRNA-processing-splicing factor 8. Lineage: Eukaryota; Metazoa; Arthropoda; Insecta; Coleoptera; Tenebrionidae. Gene Ontology annotation, cellular component: catalytic step 2 spliceosome; U5 snRNP. The record is from RefSeq and is a predicted model, not a curated record. Gene Ontology annotation, biological process: spliceosomal tri-snRNP complex assembly; mRNA splicing, via spliceosome. The coding region runs from base 135 to 7226 and encodes 2363 amino acids. The transcript is spliced from 24 exons. Gene Ontology annotation, molecular function: protein binding; U1 snRNA binding; U5 snRNA binding.
UCUGUCAAUGAAAGAAAAUGGCGGUAGCGGUGUUGUGAACGUAUACCGAACGUAAUGUGCUUCUAGUUAAUUAAUGAUACUGUAAAAAAGUAAAUUUACCAGAAUUUCAAUGCCUCUACUGCUUUGAAUCCAGAAUGUCGUUACCCCCGUAUUUAUUGGGGCCAAAUCCAUGGGCCAUGAUGGCCCAACAACACCUGGCCGCAGCUCACGCUCAGGCCCAAGCAGCUGCGGCCCAGGCACACGCUCAUGCUCUUCAGCAACAAAUACCUCCUCCUCAUCCAAAAUCAGAUGUGAUGACGGAAGAAAAGCUUCAAGAAAAAGCACAAAAGUGGCACCAACUUCAGUCGAAGCGAUUUGCCGACAAAAGAAAGUUGGGGUUCGUGGAUGCCCAAAAGGAAGAUAUGCCUCCAGAGCAUAUUCGAAAAAUUAUAAGGGAUCAUGGUGAUAUGAGCAGUCGUAAAUAUCGGCAUGAUAAACGUGUUUAUUUAGGGGCUCUUAAAUAUAUGCCACACGCUGUGAUGAAGUUGUUAGAAAACAUGCCGAUGCCUUGGGAACAAAUUCGAGACGUCAAAGUGUUGUAUCACAUUACUGGGGCCAUUACUUUUGUUAAUGAAAUACCAUGGGUGAUUGAACCAGUGUACAUAGCGCAGUGGGGCACAAUGUGGAUUAUGAUGCGUCGAGAAAAACGCGAUCGUCGUCAUUUCAAACGAAUGCGUUUUCCACCAUUCGAUGAUGAAGAACCUCCUCUAGAUUACGCUGAUAACGUUUUGGAUGUAGAACCCCUUGAAGCCAUUCAAAUUGAAUUGGAUGCGGAAGAAGAUGCAGCAGUCGCAAAAUGGUUUUACGAUCACAAACCAUUAGUUGGUACUAAAUAUGUGAAUGGACCUACAUACAGAAAGUGGAACUUGACGCUGCCAAUGAUGGCGACGUUGUAUCGUUUAGCAAAUCAGUUGUUGACUGAUUUGGUUGAUAAUAACUAUUUUUAUCUUUUUGACACUAAAAGCUUCUUCACUGCAAAAGCUUUAAAUAUGGCCAUACCUGGAGGGCCGAAGUUUGAACCAUUGAUCAAAGAUAUGAAUCCAGCUGAUGAAGAUUGGAAUGAAUUUAAUGACAUAAAUAAAAUUAUAAUUAGGCAACCCAUCAGAACUGAAUAUAGGAUAGCUUUUCCAUAUUUGUACAACAAUAUGCCACAUUUUGUACAUCUAUCAUGGUACCAUGCUCCAAACGUGGUGUAUAUCAAAACAGAAGAUCCAGACUUGCCCGCUUUCUACUUCGAUCCUUUAAUUAACCCGAUUUCACAUAGACACGCGGUCAAAAGUUUAGAACCCUUACCCGAAGAUGACGAGGAAUAUGUUCUACCCGAACACGUUCAACCAUUUUUGCAAGAAACACCCCUGUAUACUGACAAUACUGCCAAUGGUAUCGCCUUGUUGUGGGCUCCAAGACCGUUUAAUUUGCGCUCGGGACGUUGUCGUAGAGCGAUUGAUGUUCCUUUAGUUAAGACCUGGUACAUGGAGCAUUGUCCUCCAGGACAACCCGUCAAAGUCAGAGUGAGUUAUCAAAAGUUGCUAAAAUACUACGUUCUCAAUGCUUUGAAACAUCGACCACCAAAAGCUCAGAAAAAACGUUAUUUGUUCCGUUCGUUCAAAUCGACGAAAUUUUUCCAAACAACUACUCUAGAUUGGGUGGAGGCAGGUCUACAGGUUUGUAGACAAGGCUAUAACAUGCUUAAUUUGUUGAUUCACCGCAAGAAUUUGAACUAUUUGCAUUUGGAUUACAACUUCAAUCUGAAACCUGUCAAGACCUUGACUACCAAAGAGAGAAAGAAGUCAAGAUUCGGAAAUGCCUUCCACUUGUGUAGAGAGAUUCUUAGACUAACAAAAUUAAUAAUCGAUUCGCACGUACAAUACCGUUUAAAUAACGUGGACGCUUUUCAAUUGGCUGAUGGACUUCAGUACAUUUUUGCCCACGUGGGUCAGUUGACUGGUAUGUACAGGUAUAAGUACAAGUUGAUGAGGCAAAUCAGGAUGUGCAAAGAUUUGAAACACUUGAUCUACUACCGUUUCAAUACUGGACCUGUCGGAAAAGGGCCUGGUUGUGGUUGUUGGGCUCCAGGUUGGAGGGUGUGGCUUUUCUUCAUGAGAGGAAUCACACCUCUACUCGAACGUUGGCUUGGUAACUUGUUAUCACGUCAAUUCGAAGGUCGACAUUCAAAAGGAGUUGCUAAAACUGUGACGAAGCAACGCGUUGAAUCUCAUUUCGAUCUUGAAUUGAGAGCAUCCGUUAUGCACGAUAUUGUUGACAUGAUGCCGGAAGGUAUCAAACAGAAUAAGGCCAGGACUAUUUUGCAGCAUUUAUCAGAGGCAUGGCGCUGCUGGAAAGCCAAUAUUCCGUGGAAAGUACCUGGUUUACCCAUUCCUAUAGAAAAUAUGAUUUUGCGGUAUGUGAAAAUGAAGGCAGAUUGGUGGACGAAUACUGCUCAUUACAACAGGGAAAGGAUAAGGAGAGGUGCAACUGUUGAUAAAACAGUUUGUAAAAAGAAUUUGGGAAGACUUACGAGGUUGUAUCUGAAGUCGGAACAAGAACGCCAGCAUAAUUACCUGAAAGAUGGACCCUACAUCAGCCCCGAAGAAGCUGUCGCAAUUUACACCACAACCGUUCACUGGCUUGAAUCAAGAAGAUUCGCCCCAAUUCCAUUCCCACCUCUUUCUUACAAGCACGACACAAAACUCCUCAUUUUGGCGCUCGAGCGUCUGAAAGAAGCCUACAGUGUUAAGUCUCGUCUAAAUCAAAGUCAGCGAGAAGAGUUGGGUCUCAUAGAACAGGCUUACGACAAUCCACACGAAGCUUUAUCCAGAAUAAAGCGUCACUUGCUAACACAGAGAGCUUUCAAAGAAGUAGGAAUCGAGUUCAUGGAUUUAUACAGCCAUCUGAUACCCGUGUAUGACGUGGAACCACUCGAGAAAAUAACCGACGCUUAUUUGGACCAAUACCUGUGGUAUGAAGCAGACAAAAGAAGGCUUUUCCCACCGUGGAUAAAACCUGCCGAUACCGAACCACCGCCAUUAUUGGUAUAUAAAUGGUGUCAAGGAAUUAAUAACUUGCAAGAUGUGUGGGACGUGGCAGAAGGAGAAUGCAAUGUUUUGUUGGAGUCGAAGUUUGAGAAGUUAUACGAGAAGAUCGAUUUGACUCUGUUGAAUAGAUUGUUGAGGUUGAUUGUCGAUCAUAAUAUUGCUGAUUACAUGACCGCGAAGAAUAACGUCGUGAUCAAUUACAAAGAUAUGAACCAUACGAACAGUUACGGGAUUAUUCGAGGUCUGCAGUUUGCUUCGUUCAUAACUCAGUAUUAUGGACUGGUUUUGGAUUUGUUGGUUCUGGGUCUGCAGAGGGCGAGUGAAAUGGCAGGACCUCCGCAGAUGCCAAACGAUUUUCUGACUUUCCAGGAUGUUUCCACUGAAACGUGUCAUCCGAUUAGGUUGUACUGCAGAUACGUUGACAAGAUACACAUGUUCUUCAGAUUUUCCGCAGACGAAGCUAGAGAGCUAAUUCAGAGAUACUUAACCGAACAUCCCGAUCCAAACAAUGAAAAUAUUGUUGGCUACAACAAUAAAAAAUGCUGGCCUAGAGAUGCAAGGAUGCGAUUGAUGAAACACGACGUGAAUUUGGGCCGUGCCGUAUUUUGGGACAUCAAGAACCGUCUACCCAGAUCCGUCACCACUAUUCAAUGGGAAAACAGCUUCGUUAGCGUAUAUUCCAAAGAUAACCCCAACCUUCUUUUCAACAUGUGUGGAUUCGAGUGCAGAAUUUUACCAAAAUGUCGCACCCAACACGAAGAGUUCACCCACCGCGACGGCGUUUGGAAUUUACAACACGAAGGUAGUAAGGAAAGGACGGCUCAGUGCUUCUUGAGAGUUGAUGACGAGUCAAUGAGCCGCUUCCACAAUCGAGUGAGACAAAUUUUGAUGGCUUCCGGUUCAACAACAUUCACAAAGAUUGUGAACAAGUGGAAUACUGCGUUAAUUGGUCUAAUGACGUACUUCAGAGAAGCCGUCGUCAACACUCAAGAAUUACUAGACCUUUUGGUCAAGUGCGAAAACAAAAUCCAAACUCGAAUCAAGAUUGGUCUCAAUUCAAAAAUGCCAAGCAGAUUUCCACCUGUAGUGUUUUACACCCCGAAAGAAUUGGGUGGACUUGGUAUGCUAUCAAUGGGUCACGUUUUAAUCCCACAGUCUGAUUUAAGGUGGUCUAAGCAAACGGACGUAGGAAUCACGCAUUUCCGUUCCGGUAUGAGCCAUGACGAGGAUCAACUUAUCCCUAAUUUGUACCGAUACAUUCAACCAUGGGAAUCCGAAUUCAUCGAUUCUCAAAGAGUUUGGGCCGAAUAUUCGCUCAAACGACAAGAAGCCAACGCUCAGAAUAGGCGUCUGACCCUAGAGGACUUGGAAGAUUCGUGGGAUAGAGGUAUACCCAGAAUCAACACUUUGUUCCAAAAAGACCGACACACUUUGGCUUAUGACAAGGGUUGGAGAAUUCGUACAGAGUUCAAACAGUACCAAGUACUGAAACAAAAUCCUUUCUGGUGGACGCAUCAGCGACACGACGGUAAAUUAUGGAACUUGAAUAAUUACCGUACUGACAUGAUCCAGGCUCUUGGUGGUGUUGAGGGUAUCUUGGAACAUACUCUCUUCAAGGGUACCUAUUUCCCAACGUGGGAGGGUCUUUUCUGGGAAAAGGCUUCUGGUUUUGAAGAGUCGAUGAAAUACAAGAAGUUAACUAACGCCCAAAGGUCUGGUUUAAAUCAGAUUCCAAACCGUCGAUUUACGUUAUGGUGGUCACCCACUAUUAACCGAGCUAACGUUUACGUUGGUUUCCAAGUACAGCUCGAUUUGACUGGUAUUUUCAUGCACGGUAAAAUCCCGACGUUGAAGAUUUCUUUGAUUCAGAUUUUCCGUGCUCACUUGUGGCAGAAAGUGCACGAAUCUAUUGUGAUGGAUCUUUGUCAAGUUUUUGAUCAAGAAUUGGACGCGCUUGAAAUCGAAACAGUCCAGAAGGAAACUAUCCAUCCUAGGAAGUCAUACAAGAUGAAUUCCUCGUGUGCGGAUAUUUUGCUCUUUUCAGCUUAUAAGUGGAAUGUUUCGAGACCGUCAUUGCUGGCUGAUACUAAAGACACAAUGGACAACACUACAACUCAGAAAUACUGGAUUGAUGUUCAGCUGAGAUGGGGCGAUUAUGAUUCCCAUGAUAUUGAGAGAUACGCUCGUGCUAAGUUCCUAGAUUACACCACAGACAACAUGUCUAUUUAUCCGUCACCCACGGGAGUCCUAAUUGCUAUCGAUUUGGCCUACAAUUUGCACAGCGCCUACGGCAACUGGUUCCCGGGUUGCAAACCUUUAAUUCAACAAGCUAUGGCUAAGAUUAUGAAGGCUAAUCCUGCGUUAUAUGUAUUGAGGGAACGUAUAAGAAAAGCCUUGCAGUUAUACUCCAGUGAACCGACUGAACCUUACUUGUCCAGUCAGAACUAUGGAGAGUUGUUCUCCAACCAGAUCAUCUGGUUUGUUGAUGAUACUAAUGUGUACAGAGUCACGAUCCACAAGACAUUUGAGGGCAAUUUGACGACCAAACCAAUCAACGGCGCUAUAUUUAUUUUCAACCCAAGAACAGGGCAACUGUUUUUGAAGAUUAUUCAUACUUCUGUGUGGGCAGGCCAGAAACGUUUAGGUCAAUUGGCUAAAUGGAAAACUGCUGAAGAAGUCGCCGCUUUGAUUAGAUCUCUACCCGUUGAAGAACAACCAAAACAGAUCAUUGUGACCAGAAAAGGCAUGUUGGAUCCACUCGAGGUCCAUCUUCUUGAUUUCCCGAACAUCGUCAUUAAGGGAUCAGAAUUACAAUUGCCUUUCCAAGCGUGCUUGAAGAUCGAGAAGUUUGGUGACCUUAUCUUGAAAGCUACUGAACCGCAAAUGGUUCUUUUCAAUUUGUACGAUGACUGGUUGAAGACUAUUUCGUCAUACACGGCAUUCUCCCGACUGAUUUUAAUCUUGAGAGCCUUGCAUGUCAACACUGAACGCACAAAAGUUAUUCUCAAGCCUGAUAAGACGACAAUCACGGAACCACAUCAUAUUUGGCCGACACUUUCUGAUGAUGAAUGGAUCAAAGUGGAAGUUCAAUUGAAGGAUCUUAUUUUAGCAGAUUAUGGCAAGAAGAACAACGUUAACGUGGCAUCGUUAACUCAGAGCGAAAUUCGCGACAUCAUCCUGGGUAUGGAAAUCAGCGCUCCGUCAGCUCAGAGGCAACAGAUUGCGGAAAUUGAAAAACAAACCAAAGAGCAAUCCCAACUCACGGCUACGACGACAAGAACUGUGAACAAACAUGGAGAUGAAAUCAUUACAAGUACAACUAGUAACUACGAAACACAGACGUUCAGCUCAAAGACUGAAUGGAGAGUCAGAGCUAUUUCUGCGACGAAUCUUCACUUGAGAACUAACCAUAUCUACGUCAGUUCAGAUGAUAUCAAAGAAACUGGGUACACAUACAUUUUGCCUAAGAAUGUUCUGAAGAAGUUUGUCACAAUUUCGGACUUGCGUGCUCAAAUUUGUGCCUUUUUGUAUGGUGUUAGUCCUCCGGACAAUCCUCAAGUGAAAGAAUUACGUUGCUUGGUGUUGCCUCCACAGUGGGGAACACAUCAAACUGUACACAUCCCAAAUACGCCUCCAAAUCAUCCAUUCUUGAAAGACAUGGAACCUUUGGGAUGGAUUCAUACACAACCAAAUGAGUUACCUCAGUUGUCACCACAGGAUAUUACAACGCAUGCCAAAUUGAUGGCAGACAACCCAGCUUGGGAUGGCGAAAAAACCGUUAUUAUUACGUGCUCGUUUACUCCCGGUUCUUGUUCCUUGACGGCUUAUAAGUUGACACCUUCUGGUUAUGAGUGGGGUAGAGCGAAUACUGAUAAAGGGAAUAAUCCGAAAGGGUACCUUCCAAGUCACUAUGAGAAGGUUCAAAUGUUGUUGUCUGAUCGGUUUUUGGGAUUCUUCAUGGUUCCGGCGCAAGGGUCGUGGAAUUACAACUUUAUGGGUGUACGUCACGAUCCCAGUAUGAAAUAUGAACUGCAGUUGGCUAAUCCUAAAGAAUUUUAUCACGAAAUUCAUAGACCGGCCCAUUUCCUUAAUUUCUCGUCCUUAGAAGAUGGAGAUGGAGCAGGUGCAGAUAGAGAAGAUGCGUUUGCGUGAAAUAUUUAAUUUAGUUAUUUUAAAUAAGUUAGAAUUAUGUUUUGAAACUGUAAAUAUUUUACUAAAUAAAUGUUUAUAGAAU